AUGCAGCUGUGCUUGUGGUGCAUUUUAACUUCCCUUUGGGAAAAGAUGACUCCUCAGAUUCUCUUCGUCAUUCUGGUUGUGCUUCUUUUGAUUGCUGAUCACGUGAAAAAGAGACGUCCCAAGAAUUUUCCUCCUGGGCCACUACUUUUUCCUUUUGUUGGCACUGUGGUGGACUUUAAGCAGCCCAUCCACCUCGCUCUGCAGAAGCUUACUGGCCAGUAUGGCAACAUUUUCAGUGUGCAGUUUGGAAAUCUGACAUUUGUGGUAGUCAACGGAUACCAACUCGUGAAGGAAGCUCUUGUCCAUCAAGCUGAAGUAUUUGCAGAUCGACCACAUAUACCACUUCUCCAUGAAAUUUUUAAAGGCCUAGGGCUGAUAUCUUCAAAUGGACGUAUCUGGAGGCAACAAAGAAAAUUUGUUUUAUCAGCCCUGAAAAGCAUUGGCGUAAGCUUUGAAGAAAGAAUACAGGAAGAGAGUAGAUAUCUUACUGAAGCAAUAGAGGAAGAGAAAGGGCAACCAUUUGACCCUCAUUAUAAAAUUAAUAGUGCUGUUUCAAAUAUUAUCUGUUCCAUCACUUUUGGGGAGCGCUUUGAAUACCAUGACAGUCAAUUCCAAGAAUUACUGCAUUUGCUGGCUGAGACAUUACUCCUCAUAGGAAAUUUUUGGGGCCAGCUGUAUAAUGCUUUCCCCUGGCUAAUGAGGUGGGUCCCAGGGCCCCAUAAUAAAAUUUUCAAACAUUGGAAGAAACUUAAAUAUUUUGUGAAUGGAGUGAUUGCAAAGCACAAGGAGGACUGGAAUUCAUCUGAAACCCGAGACUUCAUUGACUGUUAUCUGAAGGAAAUAGAAAAGUCUAAGGAUGAUUCCAUCUCUUAUUUCAAUGAGGAAAAUCUACUGUGUUCCACACUGGAUCUAUUUUUAACUGGGACCGAAACAGCUGCCACAACCAUACGCUGGGCUCUGCUCUACAUGGCAGUGUAUCCCAAAAUUCAAGAGAAAGUGCAAAGAGAAAUUGACACAGUGAUUGGCCAGUCCCGGCAACCAAUGAUGGAUGACAAAGAGAAUAUGCCGUAUACCAACGCAGUCCUCAAUGAAGUACAAAGGAUGGGCAAUGUAGUCCCUAUAAAUGUGCCCAGAAUGGCAACCAGUGACACUACACUGGCAGGAUUCCAUUUGCCAAAAGGUACCACUUUGAUCCCCAGUUUGACAUCAAUAAUGUUUGACAAGAAUGUGUGGGAAACUCCUGAUACAUUUAAUCCUGACCAUUUCCUGGAAAAUGGCCAGUUUGAGAAGCAGGAUGCCUUUCUGCCCUUUUCUGCAGGAAAGCGGGUAUGCCCUGGAGAGCAGCUGGCUAGAACAGAGCUAUUCCUCUUCUUCACCACCCUUAUUCAGAAAUUCACAUUCCGAGCGCCAGAGAACAUGGAGUUAAAUUUUGAAUUCACAACAAGCCUCACACGCUGUCCAAAGCCGUUCCAGAUUUGUGCUGUUUCUCGCUGCUGAAGAUCAGGAAGAUUUUGUUGGUUUUGUUUCUCAUUAAACACCUGCUUUUCACGCAGAAAAGCUCCCCUCCCUCCUCAUCCACCCCAUUACUUUAGCUUUCUCUAUUUUCAUUUUUCCCCCAAUUAUUUUGUGCUAGGAGAUUCCUAGCAACCAGAUGUUGGGUUGUGGGACAUCUGUGCCACUGAGGUUGCUCUGAGCAGCAGU
Molecule: messenger RNA, 1701 nt
Organism: Gopherus flavomarginatus (Mexican gopher tortoise)
Lineage: Eukaryota; Metazoa; Chordata; Testudines; Testudinidae
Product: cytochrome P450 2J2-like
Exons: 9
Coding region: 1-1497 (498 amino acids)
Biological process (GO): xenobiotic metabolic process
Cellular component (GO): cytoplasm; intracellular membrane-bounded organelle
Molecular function (GO): iron ion binding; heme binding; oxidoreductase activity, acting on paired donors, with incorporation or reduction of molecular oxygen, reduced flavin or flavoprotein as one donor, and incorporation of one atom of oxygen
Source: RefSeq, a predicted model, not a curated record